AUGCAAGUAAAUUAGCUUUAAUUCUCAAGUUAGCUUUCAUAAAAAAAUAAUGUAAAAAGUACUUAAUUUGUUCUCAGAAAAUUAGAAAAUAAGUAUGCGAAAACAUAGAUUGAAUUAUAAUCAAAAAGCAAAUUAAUCAAGCAAAACCCAAAUAAUUAAUAAGUUUAAACUGUUUUUACAGAAGAUGAAGUUUCAAAUUUGAGAUACGAAUACUACUUGCUAAAGUAGAGUUAAGACUUGAUGCACUAAUAGUCUCAAUUUCAUUAAAAAAUGAAGGAUAAAUAUCAAAUAAAUGAUAAGAAAUAAACCAAUUUUGAAACCAAAUUUUGA
Tetrahymena thermophila SB210 is the source of this 330-nucleotide messenger RNA. RefSeq lists its product as hypothetical. NCBI's taxonomy places the organism in Eukaryota, Ciliophora, Oligohymenophorea, Hymenostomatida, Tetrahymenidae. The record is from RefSeq and is a predicted model, not a curated record. The transcript is spliced from 4 exons.